AUGUUCGCACUUCCUAGAGCCCGCCUCGCCGUCCUGCCACCAGCCAGGCUUGCCGCCCGUGGCUUUAGCCAAACGCACACGGCCAAGACGGUGGUGUCGAACUUUGCGCAGCAAGGCAAGAAGAUAGUCGCGAUCGGCCGAAACUAUUCGGCGCACAUCAGGGAGCUCAGCAAUGAGGCACCGGAAGAGCCCAUGUUCUUCCUGAAGCCGACAACGAGCUACCUACAGUCCGGCGGCAACGUGGAGAUCCCGCAGGGCGUCACCGCCCACUAUGAAGUGGAACUUGGUGUAGUCAUUGGCAAGACUGGUCGCGAUAUUCCUCAGGAUGAAGCAGAGUACCAUAUCGCGGGAUACGCUCUCGCCGUCGACAUGACCGCGCGAAAUAUGCAAGACGUUGUCAAAAGGAAGGGACAUCCGUGGAGCGCCGUCAAGGGCUUCGACACAUUCACACCCAUCAGCGCCUUCAUCCCCAAAGUCGCCGUGUCUGAUCCGAACAGGCUGACCCUCACGCUCAAGGUGAACGGCGUCACGCAGCAGGAGGACAGUACGGCCCAUAUGAUGUUCAAGAUCCCGCGGAUGAUUGAGCACAUCUCGUCGAUCAUGACCCUGGAGGAGGGCGACCUGGUCCUGACGGGGACGCCGCCUGGCGUCGGCCCGCUGGUCCCUGGCGACAAGGUGGAGUGCACGCUGACUGACCGCGACCGACGGGAGUUGGCGGCGCUCAGCUUUGGCGCGGUGCAGCGGCAGGGUGGGUACAAGUUUGCUCCGUGAGGGUGAUUGUGGGUGCGGUGCGAGGCAGGUCGGGGGUGCUCGUGUGGAGUGCAUGUCUCUGUAUAGAUUGGCGUGCUGAUGGGCUGUUGAGAAUGUUAAUGGUCGUCUCGAUCACAUCGCAUCAUCCACUGGUACGUUGGUGCGUUGUCUAGCCGUGUGUUCCGAGGAGCUGUGUCAGAAUACGCCUGGACCAUUGCUAUCUACGAGUCGCGGG
Messenger RNA from Postia placenta MAD-698-R-SB12, 985 nucleotides. RefSeq lists its product as hypothetical. Gene Ontology annotation, cellular component: mitochondrion. Gene Ontology annotation, molecular function: acetylpyruvate hydrolase activity. The coding region runs from base 1 to 771 and encodes 256 amino acids. The record is from RefSeq and is a predicted model, not a curated record. NCBI's taxonomy places the organism in Eukaryota, Fungi, Basidiomycota, Agaricomycetes, Polyporales, Adustoporiaceae. The transcript is spliced from 7 exons.